GACUGAUGUUCUGUUUUUUGCACAAUUGAUGUUCAGGUUAUAGUGAUAAUUAUCAUAAAACUAAUAACUAUAUGAUUUACACUAAAAUUAUUUUUAAAAUGAUUUAAUUUAGUUUUGGAAAAUAAUAUUUCAUGUUAUGUAGUUAAUUUAGUUUGUGAUAUAUAAAAUAAAAACCUCAAUCAUGUUUACAAAACUAAGAUAUUCAUAAUAUCAUUAUAACAAAUAAAAUUUUACUGGAUUCUUUUUAACCAUUUUUAACAUUUUUCUUGGUGAUAAAUAUACAGACAAAGAAGAUGAAAUUGCUUUUGCAUGAAAAUAUUUUAGUACUUAUCAUUUUGGUUUUUAUAAAGAAUACAUAUCCCUGUUCUUUUUAUUAUCUUUUAUAUCAUUUUUGGUUUUCUAAGUAGCGUAUAGUUUGGUUUGGUUUCAAUAGUUUGGCGGUAUAUUUUUAAUAUAACUUAACCGGGAUAUACACUCCUCAUAAAAACCAAAUACGAUAGAAAAGGUAAGAGAAAAUAUAUAUUCAUGCAUUGUGUCAUUUAGAUGAUACAAGUUUGACCAUAUAAUUUUUUUUGCCAAAAUUGGAAUGACUAUGGGUAGCCGACAAAAAAAAAAGAUUAGUUUCUAUUAUAUAAAAACUCCAUUGUAUUCUUCAUAUGCAUCACAUCCAUUCUUCUUGUGUCGUCUUCUUUUCAGGCUAGCUUUCCCUCUCCGAAGAAAACAGUUUAUCAUUUCCAUCUUUUAUACGCUGUUUCGGUGUAUGUUUGUUGACAUCUCCAUAAAAAAAAGAUGAGUGAUUAUGGUGAUGGAAACUUCAUGGACAUGGUGUCGUCGCGUUGGGCUCCACCUCUUAGUACUAGCCUAAGUGACAAUGGUCUAAAUCCAAUCAGCGACAUCUUCCUUCAAACUAAUCAGUCUAAACAAAGACCCGGUCUGGUCGACAGAGUAGCUGCAAGAAUAGGACGUAAUAUUCCACCGAUCAGGACAGACAACUUGAGUCCAUGUGCUGUAGUAUUCAAGGACCCAAAAACUGUUCCUUUUGGCAUCGAAAUCUCUCCAGGAUUGAGCCCAUCCGUAAUGUUGCAGUCUCGUUCACAGCUUAUCAAUCCGUAUUCAUUCCCCAAUGACGAGCCUCCAGAGACGGUGGAAAAUUCUGGUGACGACCAUGCAAAGACGAUGAUAUUCAACAAGGAUGUUCCUUAUCAGCCGAUGCACUUUGAUCUGCCUCCUCAAGAAGCUUUGAUCCCAUCUCAUGUUGAUCCCAUUGGUGCUCCUUUAGUCGCUUCUUUUGAAUCUGAAGUAGCUGAUGACACUGAUACCAAGCUCAUGUCCCUGGAUGAUGAGAGCGAGAGCCAGGACGAGGAAGAAUCCAACGAAGAUGAAGAUACAGAUGAUCCAUCCAAAUUGGGGAGAAAGAGACGGAUAGAUGAAGAGGAAGAUGAUGACAUUGCUGAUGAACACGAAGUCAAACCUUCAUCUCCAAAGAGAAGGAAAUAUGAUGAGGUAUCAAACAUGAUGACAGCCCUAAGAGCAAGCAACAACCCAAGGGUCAGACUUCGUAUGGAGACUGAAGAAGCCCAACCUAACGAUGGUCAUCGCUGGAGAAAAUACGGUCAGAAAAUUGUCAAAGGGAAUCCAAAUCCGAGGAGUUACUACAAAUGCUCACACAAAGGGUGCAUUAUGAAGAAGCAUGUGGAGAGAGCAGCAGACGAUUUGAGAAUGUUGUUAGUCACAUAUUAUGGGAAACACGGGCACGCUGCACCACUUGCACGCAGUAGCAGCAGUUCUGGUCCAAAGAAUCUUUACCGUUCAUCAGUGCCCGCUCGUUUAGGAAGGCCGCCUUUUUCUUCCUCCUCGGCCGCUCAAGACAUGAGGUCUUUCCCUUAUCCUUCUGCUUCGGCCCCUCGAGACAUGAAGCGUUUCGGUUAUCCUUCUGCUUUGGCCCCUCAAGCCAUGAGGCCCUUCCCUUCUUCGUUGAACCCAGGAGUUGAUAUGACUCAUCUCUAUAAGACUGGACUCUCGAAGCUGCCGAGUUUACCGGUUAACCAGAAUCAUGGGUUUAUGGACCAGAAUGCUGAACCAUGGGUUAACCAGAAUCAUGGGUUUAUGGGUCAGAAUGCUGAACCACAGGUUAAUCAGAAUCAUGGGUUUAUGGCCCAGAAUGCUGAACCAUGGGUUAACCAGAAUCAUGGGUUUAUGGGUCAGAAUGCUGAACCACGGGUUAACCAGAAUCAUGGGUUUAUGAGCCAGAAUGCUGAACCACAGGUUAACCAGAACCAUGGGUUUAUGGGCCAGAAUGCUGAACCAUGGGUUAACCAGAACCAUGGGUUUAUGGGUCAGAAUGCUGAACCACGGGUUAACCAGAAUCAUGGGUUUAUGGGCGAGAAUGUUGAACCACAAGUUAACCAGAACCAUGGGUUUAUGGGCCAGAAUGUUGAACCACAAGUUAACCAAAACCAUGGGUUUAUGGGUCAAAAUGAUGAACCAUGGCUCAACCAGAACCAUGGAUUUAUGGGUCAGAAUGAUGAACCAUGGCUUAACCAGAACCAUGGGCUUAUGGAUCAGAAUGAUGAACCAUGGGUUAACCAGAACCAUGGGUUUAUAGGUCAGAAUGAUGAACCAUGGCUUAACCAGAACUAUGGGUUUAUGGGACAGAAUGAUGAACCGAAGACUGAUCAUGUGAUACCGGAUGGUACAGAGGUCUACAAGGGGCUCAGGGAGCGUAUGUUGGCUAACUUGGGAGUUAAACGUUAGAUUGUUAACCUUUAACAAACCAGAGAAAAAACUUUAUAUGUAGACCUUUCUUUUACUCCUUUUUCAGCAUUGACAAAACAAUAAUAUGCAAGAUAUGCAAAAACUUGUACUGAUCAGCUUAAUUAUUAUUUGUAAUGCAUAUUACUCUUUGAGUUUAUUUAUUUAAUUUAUAAUCCAGAUAAACCAUAUGAAUCAAACCGUGGAUCCUUACUCUCGGAUUAAACCCCUAGACAUUGUUUGCAAACUGAUUUUACUUGCACUCUCAUAGUUAAAUGUAACAUGUACAAUUACAUUUAAUGAUGAUUUAUAUUUUUGGUAAACUUUUAGAGCAUGAUAGUAAAUUAUAUAUCAUCAUUAAUGUAAAUUUAUUCAAAUUUGAUAUUAAAUAAUAUAAUAAUUGAAAUAUAAUCAUAUUUUACAAAUUUCAAAACGUCAUUUAAUUCUAUUUUAAUAACUAUACAAU
Brassica rapa (field mustard) is the source of this 3217-nucleotide messenger RNA. RefSeq names its product probable WRKY transcription factor 10. Gene Ontology annotation, molecular function: DNA-binding transcription factor activity; sequence-specific DNA binding. Gene Ontology annotation, biological process: regulation of DNA-templated transcription. NCBI's taxonomy places the organism in Eukaryota, Viridiplantae, Streptophyta, Magnoliopsida, Brassicales, Brassicaceae. The record is from RefSeq and is a predicted model, not a curated record.